This is a messenger RNA of Globicephala melas (long-finned pilot whale), 1429 nucleotides long. Its product is annotated as heterogeneous nuclear ribonucleoprotein A1-like. NCBI's taxonomy places the organism in Eukaryota, Metazoa, Chordata, Mammalia, Artiodactyla, Delphinidae. Gene Ontology annotation, molecular function: mRNA 3'-UTR binding. Gene Ontology annotation, biological process: mRNA splicing, via spliceosome. The record is from RefSeq and is a predicted model, not a curated record. Gene Ontology annotation, cellular component: catalytic step 2 spliceosome.
UGGGAUCUUCCUGGACCGGGACACAAACCCGUGUCCCCUGCAUCGGCAGGCGGACUCUCAACCACUGUGCCACCAGGGAAGCCCUGCAGAAGCUCUUUAUCGGAGGUUUGAGCUUUGAAACAACUGAUGAGUGUCUGAGGAGCCAUUCUGUGCAGCGGGGAAUGCUCACACAUUGGGUGGCCACGAGGGAUCCAAACACCAGGCGCUGCAGAGGCUUCGGGGUUGUCACAUACGCCACUGUGGAGGAGGUGGAUGCAGUCAUGAAUGCAAGGCCACACAAGGUGGCUGGAACAGUUGUGGAACCAAAAAGGGCCGUCUCAAGAGAAGAUUCUCAAAGACCUGGUGCCCACUUAACUGUGAAAAAGAUUUUUGUUGAUGGCCUUAAAGAAGAUGCUGAAGAACAUCACCUAAGAGAUUAGUUUGAACAGCAUGGGAAGACUGAAGUGACUGAAAUCAUGACUGACCAAGGUAGUGGCAAAAAGAGAGGCUUUGCUUUCGUAACCUUUGAUGACCAUGACUCUGUAGACAAGACUGUCAGUCAGAAAUACCACCCGGUGAAUGGCCACAACUGUGAAGUAAGGAAAGCCCUCUCUAAGCAAGAGAUGGCUAGUUCCCCAUCCAGCCAAAGAGGUCGAAGUGGUUCUGGAAACUUUGGUGAUGGUCGUGGAGGGGGUUUUGGUGCGAAUGACAGGUUUGGUCGUGGAGGAGACUUCAGUGGCCGAGGUGCCUUUGGUGGCAGCCGCGGUGGCGGGGGAUAUGGUGGCAGUGGGGAUGGCUAUAAUGGGUUGGGUAAUGAUGGAAGCCAUUUUGGAGGUGGUGGAAGCUACAAUGAUUCUGGCAGUUACAACAAACAAUCUGCAAAUUUUGGACCCAUGAAAGGAGGAAACUUUGGAGGCAGAAGUGCUGGCCCCUGUGGUGGUGGAGACCAAUACUUUCCCAAACCACAAAACCAAGGUGGCUGUGGCGGUUCCAGCCGCAGCAGGAGCUGUGGUGGGGGCAGAAGGUUUUAACUACUCCCGGGAAACAAAGCUUAGCAGGAGAGGAGAGACAGAGAAGUGACGGGGAAACUCCAGGUUACUAAAGCGUUGUGAACUCAGCCAAGCACAGUGGUGGCAGGGCCUAACUGCUACAAAGAAGACAUGUUUUAGACAGUACUCGUGUGUGGGGAAAAAAACCUCGAGGACUGUAUUUGUGGCUAAUUGUAUAACAGGUUAUUUUAUUUUAUUUAUUUAUUUUUUGCGGUACGCGGGCCUCUCACUGUUGUGGCCUCUCCCGUUGCGGGGCACAGGCUUCGGACGCGCAGGCUCCAGAAGCGCAGGCUCAGCGGCCAUGGCUCACGGGCCCAGCCGCUCCACGGCAUGUGGGAUCUUCCCGGACCGGGGCACGAACUCGUGUCUCCUGCAUCGGCAGGCGGACUCUCAACCACUGC